This is a messenger RNA of Lepisosteus oculatus (spotted gar), 1615 nucleotides long. Its product is annotated as membrane-spanning 4-domains subfamily A member 4D-like. The record is from RefSeq and is a predicted model, not a curated record. Gene Ontology annotation, cellular component: membrane. Lineage: Eukaryota; Metazoa; Chordata; Actinopteri; Semionotiformes; Lepisosteidae.
GAGUGCAGAAAACCUUUAAGAUCAAGAUCUCCCUGAAGCUUCACUCUGCAGUUUUCUUUUGAGCUUCUGACGUGGUGCUUGUUUCAGGACAGCCCUCAUGGCUGCAGCAGCUGUCUUCCACACUCCCAGCGAGGUGAUCGCUCUGGCACCAGGACAGGUGCCUGGGGGCGCUCAGUUUACCACUGGUACCAUUUGCCAGUAUGUGCCUUCCUCCGUCGUCUGUCAGGGGCAAGCUGACCUGAAGAAAUUUCUGACUGGAGAGCCAAAAGCGCUGGGAGUGGUCCAGAUCAUGAUUGCGGUGGCGCUUGUAUUGCUGGGCGGGAUCCAGAUUGUUGCACUGCAGGUUACAGUUGGAAUCCCGGGGAUCCCCUUCUGGGGUGCUGUGUUUUACAUCGUCUCCGGAUCUCUUUCUGUUGCAGCGAGCAACUAUCCUAGAUCUGCCUUGAUCAAUGGAGCCCUGGCCAUGAACAUUUUCAGUAGUGUUGUGGCUUGCAUCGGCGCAGUCCUCAGUGGAAUUAAUAUUGUUAUUCAUAAAUCUUAUGAUUACACAAACAGAUAUAAUAGCAUGCUGCAGUGGUCGACAGUGUCCAUGUCCAUGGGCCUGAGUGCUGCGAUGCUGAUUCUCUCCAUGCUGGAGCUUGCUGUGGCCGUCUCCACAGCUAUCUUCUGCUGUAAAGCCACCUGCUGCAGCUCCUCUCCGCCGCACACCAUUCUUCUCCAGCAAGUAACCAGCCAGCCGGCUCCAGGACCUGUGCAGAAUGUGACCUACCCUCCUCUGGCUCAGUCUCCCUGCCCCAGUGCUCCUCUGAUCAACAACGUCCAGAACGCUCCUCCGUCUUACUCCAAGGACUGAGUCCAGCAGAAAGCAUCCCUGCCUUGCUGAGCAUCUGUGUCUGCAAUGUGCUUCUUUUCCUCUAGAGCUCCUGUCCUCUGUAUAACAUAAGUAUGACUUAAAAUUUACAGACAACUACUGUACCUACAGUUACUUAUCAGAUGUUAAUUCAUAAAUGAUUUCUUCUGGGUGGGUCUUGAAGGAUUUUCGCCUUCAACAGCAUGACUGGAUAGCUUGUUCCAUACUCCUCCUGCCCUUUGUGUAAAGAAGUGCCUCAGAUCUACUCGCAAAUGUAUUUUUAAUUGCAGAAGUAGUAUUGGCAGCACUGCCAUAGCGUCCAUCUACUUAAACAGUCUUCGCUGUUGCAAAAACAACUGUAGCUCUGAUAAUUAUUUCUCACAUUUAUUUUUAGAAUUUUCUGUGGAUUUCUGGGAAAGAGCUGUUGUUCGCUGGUGGAACUGCACUGUUUUUAAUGACCUAUUUUCUUGUAAUCUUACGGUUUUAAGUUAAAUGACCUUACUACCAGUGCAAAAUAAAAAAAAAAGGCAUUGGGGAGUUUAAUUACUGUAUAUGCUCUAGCUUUUAUAUACAGAAAGCAUGAGAGGAGGACUUUUUUAAUUACUUUCAUUUUUUUUAAUAUCAUUAUAUAUGAGACAGAGUAUCUAUAUACAGAUAUAAAAAAUGGCUGAGCUACACAUCAGUUUUUGUAUGUAAAAUCAUAACAAAAAUGAUAAUAUACUGUCUGUAACACCCUGUUAUUAUUUUUUAUUUAUGAACAUAUAA